GUGGUUCGGGAAAAGGACACUUGCUGGGAAUACGCAGAGAAGCUAGAAGGGAACAAGGUGAAAUGCAAGUUCUGCCUCAGAAUCCUCAACGGCGGGAUCAGCAGGUUGAAGCACCAUCUCUCUCGGAUUCCGAGCAAAGGCGUGAACCCGUGUAGCAAAGUGAGGGAUGAUGUUACGGACAGGGUAAGAGCUUUACUUGCAUCCAGCGCCAAAAGGAAGAAGCAGCAGCAGCAGAGGCCCGCAGAAGUUGUUAUCCAAUCCAUUGGGGAUGGUACAACUGCUUGUAGAAGCAUGACAUCAAUGGAGAUAGUGCCUCAUGUGACCACGAAAGUCUACCCGACUGCAGUAGUUUCUGUCCCAGCUGCACCUUUGACGAACGAAGAGAGCGCGGAGAGGAGCAUUGCGAUGUUCUUCUUUGAGAACAAGUUGGAUUUUGGGUUUGCCAGGUCGCCGUCGUACUACCAGAUGAUCGAGGCGAUAGGGAAAUGUGGACCGGGGUUCACAGGGCCCUCGGCAGAGGAGUUGAAGGCUACGUGGUUGGGGAGGAUAAAGUCGGAAGUGAGCUUGGAAUCGAAAGACGCAGAGAAGGAAUGGGCUACUACUGGCUGCACAGUAGUUGCUGAUACAUGGACUGACAACAAGUCUCGAGCUUUGAUCAACUUCUUGGUUUCUUCACCCUCGAGAACUUUCUUUCUCAGGUCAGUGGAUGCGUCUUCCUACUUCAAGAACACGAAAUUUCUGGCUGAUUUGUUUGAUUCCGUGAUUCAAGAUCUUGGUCCGGAGAAUGUGGUGCAAGUAAUCUUGGAUAGCAGUUUUAACUAUACCGGUAUAGCUACCCAUCUGCAGCAAAGCUAUGCAACGCUUUUUGUGUCACCCUGUGCUUCUCAGUGCUUGAAUUUGAUCUUGGAGGAGUUCUCUAGGGUAGAUUGGGUACGAGAGUGCACUUUGCAGGCACAAAGCAUAUCAAAGUUCAUAUAUAAUGAUGCUUCGAUGCUUGAACUGAUGAAGAGGUUUAAUGGAGGGCAGGAACUGAUCAGAACUGGAAUCACAAAGUCGGUCUCGACUUUCCUCUCUUUACAAUCAAUGCUGAAGCAAAAACCGAGGCUGAAGCUCAUGUUCAAUAGCUCAGAGUAUGCAGCAGCAGCCAGCUCAUUAUCUUGUGGGAACAAACCGCAGACCAUUGCUUCGAUAGUCGAGGAUGGAGAUUUCUGGGGGGCGAUGGAGGAAAUCGUGGCGAUUUCUGAGCCUUUCCUGAAAGUGAUGAGGGAAGUAUCAGGUGGGAAAGCUGCUGUGGGCGGUAUCUAUGAGAUGAUGACUAGGGCAAAGGAGUUCAUCAGGACUUACUACAUUAUGGAUGAGUGCAAAUGCCAGACUUUCUUGGAUAUAGUGGAUAGGAAGUGGACGGAUCAGCUGCACUCCCCUCUACAUUCAGCAGCUGCAUUCCUGAAUCCCAGUAUCCAGUACAAUCCAGAGAUCAAGUUCCUGUCGUUGAUUAAGGAAGACUUCUUCAAGGUCAUGGAGAAACUGCUUCCUACUCCGGAGGUGAGACGGGAUAUCACCAAUCAGAUCUUCAUUUUCACUAGAGCAAGUGGGAUGUUUGGAUGUAGUUUGGCAAUGGAGGCCAGGGAUACAGUUGCUCCAGGUAUAUGGUGGGAGCAAUUCGGCGAUGCUGCUCCAGUUCUGCAACGAAUCGCCAUCAGGAUACUGAGCCAGGUCUGCAGCAGCUUCACGUUCGAGAAAAACUGGAACAUGUUCCAGCAAAUCCACUCCGAAAAGCGGAACAAGAUCGACAAGGAGUCGUUGAACGACCUGGUCUACGUAAACUACAAUCUCAGGUUGUCCAGGCAGCUGAGAACGAAUGCUGCAGAAGUCGAUCCGAUUCAGUCUGACGACAUCGACAUGACUUCGGAGUGGGUGGAAGAGGGUGACAGCACCAGCCCGGCUCAGUGGUUGGACCGGUUCGGGUCAGCCCUCGACGGCGGCGAUCUGAACUCCCGGCAGUUCAAUGCCACGCUGCUUGGCUCCAGUGACAAUUUCUUUGGUUUGUGAGAGAGCCUUGUGGCAUGUGUAGUGUAACCAUAUACCAUGUAAUGUAUGUAACAGUAGUGCUCUAAAUUUCUUGUAAAGGUCGUUUUUAGUGAUUUAGGCUAGUGUUUUGGCAAACUAGUCUUGUUCGAUCGUGGAAGCUCGAGUAAUAGUAAGAUUAUGC
Messenger RNA from Linum tenue, 2209 nucleotides. NCBI's taxonomy places the organism in Eukaryota, Viridiplantae, Streptophyta, Magnoliopsida, Malpighiales, Linaceae. The record is from the annotation of a GenBank genome assembly.